Molecule: messenger RNA, 612 nt
Organism: Macadamia integrifolia
Lineage: Eukaryota; Viridiplantae; Streptophyta; Magnoliopsida; Proteales; Proteaceae
Product: ankyrin repeat domain-containing protein 6-like
Exons: 2
Coding region: 1-612 (203 amino acids)
Molecular function (GO): protein binding
Source: RefSeq, a predicted model, not a curated record
AUGGCUUCCACGACACCUCAACUCCCACCCUCUCUACCCAUGAACCCACUACUACACAAAGCCAUACUUGCAGGGGAUGAACACACGGUGUCGUUAUUCCAACCUGAUUUCCUUGCUCUAGUAGUGAGCCUCCAAGGGAAUACAGUCGCUCAUAUCGCGGCCAGACAUGUCCAAACAGGGGAUGGGGAUGUGGAUGGGAAUGGAGGAGCUUUGAAACAACAGUACCUUCGAAUGCAAAAUGAGAAGGGAAAUGCUGCAUUGCAUGAAGCUUUGGAAAAUAAUCAUGAAGAGGUUGCUCGCCUCUUGUUUACAGCACAUUCGGAGCUUUCAUAUUUGGGUAACGAAGAAGGGAAGUAUCCUGUAUAUUUGGCUGCAGAAGCUGGUUUACUGCAACUUUUUAAGGACAUGUUGGAAUUGCUUGGUGACAUUGAAAACCCUAGGGAAUGGAGUGGAGGAAAGACACCUCUUCACGUUGCCAUUAUCAAGAGGCAUCCAGGUAUUCUUGAUUUGGGCAUUUACCUUUUAAUGUUGUUCCUCGCGCUUCAAGUUGCUUUUAAUGGUAAUUUUAGUUUAUCAACCAACGUUAUGACAUCUUUACAACUACUGCUCUGA